This is a messenger RNA of Nematolebias whitei (Rio pearlfish), 2064 nucleotides long. RefSeq names its product cell cycle control protein 50A. Gene Ontology annotation, cellular component: plasma membrane; Golgi apparatus; endoplasmic reticulum. The transcript is spliced from 7 exons. Gene Ontology annotation, biological process: phospholipid translocation. NCBI's taxonomy places the organism in Eukaryota, Metazoa, Chordata, Actinopteri, Cyprinodontiformes, Rivulidae. Bases 219 to 1328 code for a protein of 369 amino acids. The record is from RefSeq and is a predicted model, not a curated record.
UCCGUUUCUUCCGGCUUCUUCGUCUCGGUCGAAAUCCACAAACAGACGAAACCAACACCACAAUGAAGCGAUAUUUGGAUUAGACCGAGGGCGUACUGCACUCCUCGGAUAAUUUUGUCAUUUUCCCAAAAAAGUUUGCUUCUUGUUUUACCGUAUUCUCCGGGUAAUCGUCGUCUGUCAGCGGUUGAGGAUUAGUUCGUUCGGAGCGGAUUGUAGCCAUGAUGGCGUCAAGCUACAACGCUAAGGAAGAGGACGGACACCUCCCGGGUUCUUCGAAUCACAGUGGGACAGGAGCUAUCAAAACUAAAAAACCCGAUAAUACAGCGUUCAAACAACAGAGACUACCAGCCUGGCAGCCCAUCCUGACUGCAGGCACUGUGCUGCCUGCUUUCUUCGUUAUCGGCCUCAUCUUCAUCCCCAUCGGUAUCGGUUUAUAUGUGACAUCGAACAACAUUAAAGAGUUCCAGGUUGAUUACACUGGUGUGGAGCUCGACAGUCCGUGCCACAUCUGUGCCCAGAACUUCAGCCCAAACAGCACCACGCCAUGCUUCUGCACGGUGAACUUCACGUUGCAGCAGCCGUUUGAGAACAAUGUCUAUAUGUACUACGGCUUAUCCAACUUCUAUCAGAACCACAGACGCUAUGUGAAGUCCAGAGACGACAAGCAAUUAAAUGGUGAUUCAGGAGCUCUAAAGAACCCCAGCAGUGACUGUGAACCAUACCGUAAAGUUGGGGGAGUGAACAUUGCCCCGUGUGGAGCCAUAGCCAACAGCCUUUUUAACGACACUCUGGAGCUAUCUUAUAUUGAUGUCAAUGGCACCUUAAAUCCAAUCGAUCUGCAAAAGAAGGGCAUUGCAUGGUGGACAGACAAGCAUGUGAAGUUCAAGAAUCCUCCUGGAGCUAAUCUAAGUGUUGCUUUCCAAGACACAGUGAAGCCGGUGAACUGGAGGAGGCCGGUGUACGAGUUGGACCCGUCAGAUCUUGACAACAAUGGAUUUAUCAACGAAGACUUCAUCGUGUGGAUGCGCACGGCCGCUCUGCCCACCUUCCGGAAGCUCUACCGCAUCAUACCCAAGAAGUCGGGCGCCACCUCAACUCUACCCAGUGGAAGUUACAGCUUGAAAAUUGCUUACAAUUACCCCGUGCUCAGCUUUGACGGACGCAAGAAGAUGAUCUUGAGCACCAUUUCCUGGAUGGGUGGGAAGAACCCCUUCCUGGGCAUCGCCUACAUCACCGUGGGCUCCAUCUGCUUCUUCCUCGGCAUCGUUCUGCUCAUCAUCAACCAUAAAUAUGGCAACCGCAGCAACAGCGCAGAUAUUCCAAACUGAGCGGCUCCCGUGUGUUUUCCACGUCUCUGCAUGCAUCGCUGAUCUGCUCUGGACUGCCCGUUGGUGUGGAUACACUGUGAUUAUUGGCGAUGGGGCUGCAGACGAGUUCCAAAGCGUCUCAUCAUAUAGCUUUUGUUUACGUGUUGUCAUGUGUGUGUUCCUGUACAUUUAGCUCCAAGCUGGUUGAUAAGCUCGUCACGUUUUUGUUUUGAACCAUUUAUUUAUCCACACGUUGUCAGAUUUUAUUUUAGCAGUGCUUUGCCGAAUGCUUUUUGAAGGAUGUGUGUAUUCUUGAAUGCAAAUGUUUAUAUUAUAUUCUGAAACAAGUCCUGCUGAUGAAUGUAACAUAUUACCUCCAGUUUUUAGGAUGACCUCAGUUACAGAAUGGGUUCAUUGUUGCUUGUGCGCCGUUAAAGACAAUAGACAUUGAUAUCUAACUGCUAAUAUUUAAUCCUAGGAGUGACAUAAAGCAUAUUUAACAAAAAAUAUCUAUCUAAUGUUCACACUAAGCCAAACCUCUAAGAAAUUAAAUUCAGUAUUCUUAAUUCCAGGAACUUUCGACCAUGUUUUUGUCUAGUUCCAUCACAAUAAAUUGUUGCUUAUAGUUUAGCCUGAGUGAUAAAUCAUCUAAUGAGUUGACCAAAUAAUAUGCACUUUACAGGCAUGACAUUCGUUACUAUUCCACCUUGUUUCACCUGAUUUCACAGUUUCAGAUUUGAUGCUGAUUAAAAAAAUG